Messenger RNA from Triticum turgidum subsp. durum (durum wheat), 1551 nucleotides. Lineage: Eukaryota; Viridiplantae; Streptophyta; Magnoliopsida; Poales; Poaceae. The record is from the annotation of a GenBank genome assembly.
AUGUUCAACAAGAUCAUCAAGCGCGGGGCGCGCAAGGGCGCGCGCGGCCACGAUGCGGCGGCGGCCGAGCCCCGAGGCGCGGCCCCGUCCUCCUCCUCCGGCGGGGCGGCGCCCGUCACCGUCAACCACGCCUCCCGCGCCUCCGCCUCGCCCGUGCCGCCCUCGCCCACCUCGCCGCACGCCGCCGCCGCCGCCGCCUCCCCCGCCCCGGCCGCCGCGCAGCAGCCGCCGCUCCUCGAGCCGCUCCCGCUCCUCCGCGACGUGCCCGCCGGCGAACGCCCCGGGCUGCUCCUCCGCAAGCUGCGCCUCGUCGCCGCGCUCUUCGACUUCUCCGACUCCCUCAAGCACCCGCGCGAGAAGGAGGCCAAGCGGCAGGCGCUGCUCGAGCUCGUCGACUACGUGCAGGCCCCCGCCCCCGCCGCCAACGCCAACGCGCCCGCACGCCUCCCCGACGCCGUCCAGGAGGCCCUCGUCGCCGCCAUCUCCGCCAACAUAUUCCGGCCCCUGCCCCCCGCGCUGUACGAGUCCGCCGCCAACAUCGACCCCAAUGCCACCCCGGACGACGAGGAGGAGCCCUACCUCGACCCCGCCUGGCCGCACAUCCAGCUCGUCUACGAGCUCCUGCUCCGCUACGUCGUGUCCCCCGACACCGACACCAAGGUCGCCAAGCGGUACGUCGACCAUGCCUUCGUGCUCCGCCUCCUCGACCAUUUCGACUCCGAGGACCCCCGUGAGCGCGAGUAUCUCAAGACCGUGCUCCACCGCAUCUAUGGCAAGUUCAUGGUUCACCGCCCGUUCAUCCGCAAGGCCAUCAAUAAUGUGUUCUACCGCUUCAUCUUUGAGACCGAGCGCCACAACGGCAUUGGCGAGCUCCUUGAGAUUCUCGGCAGCAUAAUUAAUGGCUUUGCCCUGCCUAUGAAGGAGGAGCACAAGCUGUUCCUCAGCCGCGCGCUCAUCCCGCUGCACAAGCCCAAGUCUGUCGGAAUCUACCACCAGCAGCUGUCCUAUUGCAUUGUCCAGUUUGUCGAGAAGGACUACAAACUUGCUGAUGCGGUCAUCAGGGGUCUCCUCAAGUACUGGCCACUCAUAAAUUGCCAGAAGGAGGUGCUGUUUUUGGGGGAGCUCGAGGAAGUGCUCGAGGCCACACAGCCUGCUGAGUUCCAGCGGUGCAUGGUGCCGCUGUUUAAGCAGAUAGGGCGCUGCCUUAACAGUGCCCAUUUCCAGGUUGCUGAGCGGGCUUUGUUCUUAUGGAACAAUGAUCACAUUGUAAGCUUGAUUGCCCAAAAUCGUGGUGUAAUAUUUCCAAUAAUAUUUGAAGCACUUGAGAGGAACAUACAGAGCCACUGGAAUCAAGCUGUUCAUGGCCUGACCGCAAAUGUGCGCAAGAUGUUUUUGGACAUGGAUAGUGAUCUAUUUGAUGAGUGCCACCAGCAGUACAUUGAGAAAGAAGAAAAAGCCAAAGAAUUGGAGGAGCAACGGGAAUCGGCAUGGAGACAAUUGGAAGCUGUUGCUGCCAAGGCUGCUGGGGAUGACAUGGUUUUGGUCAAAUAG